Messenger RNA from Pangasianodon hypophthalmus (striped catfish), 4928 nucleotides. Its product is annotated as SS18L1 subunit of BAF chromatin remodeling complex. Gene Ontology annotation, cellular component: nucleus. Lineage: Eukaryota; Metazoa; Chordata; Actinopteri; Siluriformes; Pangasiidae. The record is from RefSeq and is a predicted model, not a curated record. The transcript is spliced from 11 exons. Gene Ontology annotation, biological process: positive regulation of dendrite morphogenesis; positive regulation of transcription by RNA polymerase II. The coding region runs from base 312 to 1463 and encodes 383 amino acids. Gene Ontology annotation, molecular function: transcription coactivator activity.
UGGAGCGUACCAAGAGCGGGUGUUUCCUCCAUGUAGACCACGGGGCGGUUUCAGCAUCUCCAUCUCCGACACCGUCAGUACUGUUCUGCCUAUUUUUUAUUUACGCUUAUUUAUAUUCAGGGUUUUUGGUGUUUUUCCAGAAGAGGUCAUUUUUUUGUGAUAAAGAGACAUUUUCGAAUGAACACACCCCUAUUUUCUUAAUAAUAAUUCCUACCGACCUGUCUAUGUGACAGGCGCUUGAAAGCCAGAGAAUAAAUAUUUGAAUAAAAGCAUUCUCAUAUUCAGAUUUUUAUUUUCCUGCGAUUAAAAAUAUGUCAGUCACAUUUUCAUCAACAAGGCCGAGAGGAAAAGGUGAAGUGACCCAGCAGACCAUACAGAAGAUGCUGGAUGAAAAUCACUAUCUGAUUCAGUGCAUUAUGGACUACCAGAGCAAAGGAAAGACUGCAGAGUGCACACAGUAUCAGCAGAUUUUACACAGAAACCUGGUUUACUUGGCCACAAUCGCAGACUCCAACCAAAACAUGCAGUCCCUCUUACCCGCGCCGCCGAACCCCGGGAUGAGUAUGGGUGGAGGUGGGAUGGGAGGGAGCAGUGCAGGAGGAUCUCUACACUCUCAGAGUAAUCUUAAUGACAGCAUGGCUCCUUCCUCACUAAUGCAGAGUCAGAUGAGUAACGGCCCAAGUCACACCCCCAUGCAGCAGCAGCAGCAGUCCGGCCCUUCCACCGCGUCCAUGGGCUCCGGGUCGAGCUUCACUCACUCAGUGCCCUCAUCCUCAUCGUCACAGGGCACAGCACUGUACCCGCCCUCCCGCACCAACCUCAACAUACAGAACAGCCAAGUCUCUAUGAUGCAUCAGCAAGGUUCAGGACCCCAUUACUCCUCUUCUGGAGGUCAGCACUAUCAGGGGCAGCAAACCAUGGGCAUGAUGGGACAGAGUAAUCAAGGCAACAGUAUGGUAUCACAAAGGCCAAUUGGAAGCUAUCGUCCUGCUCAGCAAGGAUCGCAGUACAUGGGUCAGGAGGAGUUCUACGGAGAGCAGUACGGACACACUCCGAGCUCCAGCGAGCCUAUAAACCAGCAGUAUUACCCUGAUGGUCACAGUGAGUACUCAUAUCAGCAGCCUUCUUAUGGGGAGCAGAGUUAUGAGAGGUCAUUUGAAGACUCAUCACAACACUAUUAUGAAGGCGGGAACCCUCAGUAUAGCCAACAGCAGUCACAAUAUCAGCAGAGCUCAGGUCAGCAGCAGCCAUUCAACCAACAGCAGUACCAAUCACAGCCAGGAUACAGCAGCCAAGGACAGGGUUACGGUCCAGGACAGGGAGGUCCAUCUCAGUACUCUCAGUAUCAGCAGGGUCAGAGUCAGCAGUAUUCCUCAUAUCGAUCCACACAAUCUACUCCUGGCUCUCAAACACAGAGAUCGUACACUUAUGAACAGGGUCAAUAUGGAAACUACCAGCAGUAAAGAUACUCCGCCAAAUCGACUAUUCGUAAAACCAAUCAAAUGAACAGGAUCGCAUAUACUGUGUUCUUAAGCUGACCAUUGUGUCGUGCUGACCAGUGAGAAAAUUGGCUUGUUCAAAAAUAAUUCAGCUUCCAUCUUCUUAUGCAGACUGAGAUUGGAAACCACUCUCACUGUCUGUCUGUUUAACAGUUUAAUAUCCUGGCUACUUUCUUUCACCUACCUCCUCUUCAGUUCUCACAGGGAUUUAGAGCUUAUAUCUCUGUACAGAGAUAAGGUAUAUAUCAGACAAAACAAAACAGACUAACAAUACAAAUUCUACUGAAUAAUUUCAGCAUCUGUUUAUAUAAAGUGUGUAAAAUAAGUGUGUUUUAACAUUCCUAGUGUCCAUCAGAUGGAGUUAUGUGUUAUGGUGUAAAGGUGCAGGAGUUUGCUAGUUUCACGUACUGUUAACAAGACCUCAGUAUGUUUUUUUCUAAUUUUUCUCUAUUUAAUUCUUUCUAUUUUUAUAGCCGUUUUUACAGUUUUCAAAAGAAGCAGUUUAAGAAGGGGUACGAAACCCAAGAUUCUCCAGCAAAUAGCAGCGAUCUCCAACAAGCACGCAACAUUCACAACCACACACCAACCUCCACGAAACACCAGUAUUCUACAACAAGCACCGUCAUUCACCAUCCAAUACCAUUAAAUGGCAACAAUUCAACAGUAGUCAUCAAACACCAAUAUUCACCAUCCAACAAUCCUAAAACACCAACAUUCUUCAUCAAACACCAUUAAACGCCAAUAUUCACCAUCCAACAAUCAUUAAACACCAACAAUCACCAAUAUUCUUCGUCAGAAAUCGAUAUUCACCACCCAAUAGCAUAAAACACCAACAUUUAACAUGCAACACCUUAAACACCAACAUUUUUCAUUAAACACCAAUAUUCACCAUCCAACACCAUUAAACACCACCAUUCACCAAUAUUCCUAAUGAAACACCAACAUCCAACACUGUAAAAACACCAAUAUUAUUCAUUAAACACCAACAUUCACCAACAUAUAUUAACUUUCUAUCCCUCGCAACAACAACAGUUUAUUUGUUGGCAUCUGAAGUGAAUGUUCAGGUUAUCUAUAGAAAUUCUGUAAUUUUUCUAACUGAUUUGUUAUGAUAUAUUUGCUAUAUUGUGCACUCUAAGUUCGAUUUUAUUGUCUCUGUUCCAUCUGUACAUAAACUGUGAAGAAGUGUGAAAAUAUGGAAGAAUUAUAUCAUAGUUAAAUUGAUUUAUCACUCAAUUACUCACUCAUAUAUGUGCUUUAUAUGUACAUUAUUGCUGAUUUUGUGUUCUUUUGUGUAUUGUUCAUAUUUUAUACAAAGUAUUCACUCAUCAUAGUAGCCCAUAACAAGGCAUGUGCCAAUAUAAAACUUUUAUAACAAAGUAAUCAUUCCAAUAUAUAAAAGUUUCUCUAAUAACACCUUACACAGGGACUUGUAUAGUGGACACGCCACAUAAACAGAUGAUAUGGUAAAGUUUUCUGUGAGGACACGUUUAUUUAGUAUUUUUGGAAGGAGUCUCCGUUGUCAGCACUUUGUAACAGUCAGAGGUAAAGUUGUAUCUUUUAGUUUUUAGGCACGGGAAAGUCUUCAGUGCAGAGAUCUAUGUGGUUUCUCUGUAACAAGCUGCAUUUUUUUGUUUUGUUUUGUUAACUUCAAGAGAGAGAAAAAAGAGAGGCUGGUGAGGAAACUACUCUUUAUAGCUGCUAUAGCAUAAAUCAUGGUCAUUCCACAACAUAAAUGUUGCUAUAAAUGAAUAAAAUUAUGACAUGUCAUACUUUAAUAAACAAAAAUUGUUAGCACCGGCAAACUGCUGUGGUAUGCGAGAAAUAAAACGCUUUGGGAUGUGCAGUUAUUGGACAAUAGUCAACUUUGGGGUGGUAGCAGUAACUCCGCUUCAUUACACCACCCCGUUGUUGAUUAUGCUCCUAUAACAGCAUGUCCCUGAAUGUUUUAUUCCUUACUUAUCAGCACAUGACUACCUGCAACCAGAUAAAUAAUUUUGUCUGUCUAUUUACAAACCUUCAUAUUAUUUUUAUUUGGUUGUUUUUCCAGAACUAGCAGGGUUAAUUUACUUUGCACCUUAUUUUAAUUUUGUUGAAUGAAUGAACAUAUUUAUCAGACCUGGACAUUCAACCUCUCCUUUAGCAUGACCUCAUAUGACAUAUUUCUAACCGUAUGUCAGUCAUUUGUUGCAGUUUUUUGUUUGUUUUUAAAUUUUUAUCCGUAUAUUUUGACAUUUUAACUGUAAUUUUUUUUUUAUUGCUUGCUGAAUUCCAGGAACACAGAAGAUUAAAUCUGUGACCAAUUAUAGCCAAAGCUUACAACCUGUAUGUUUUAUAUUUUGUAGAUAUUUUGAAUUAAACAUUCUUUUUCAAUGUACUUUCAUUUUAUGAAUGUAAUGUUUAUUUAUAUACAGGUUCAGGGUGUUUUCAGUGUAAUGUGAUCAGUCUGAUUUUAGUCCAGCUUCAGUCUUACUUAUAUAAGGGAGACUAAUGUUUGUUUAAAAGAUUUUAUAUCUAUUUUUUAUUUAUAUUCUUCUUUAGCCUUGUUAGUUUCCUAACUGAUGGACAUGAAAUGAUUUUUUGUGGUGUUUUCCAUUGAUCCAAUUAUAUAGCCAUUUCAUUUACAUUUCUUGUAAUAACAAUUUCAUAUUAAUAUUAACUAAUGCAGGGAUAAUUGCAGGUUACUCAUGUUACAUAUGUAUUAAUUUCCACAUUUAAACUUUUUUUUUUCAGAGAUAUGAAUGUACCACUCGUUACUUAUCAUUUGACAAAAUACAUUUUGACAACUAAACUGUACUUGUAAUAUAUGUAUGGUCUGCUUUUGUUACAGUUUGGUAGAAAAAGAAAAUAAAAUGAGCUUUUGGCUUAAGGAAUUGAAUAAUGUUACACUAUAUGGCCAAAGGUAUGUGGGCACUUGACCAUUGAACAUAACAUUGCAAAACCAUGAGAGAUAAUAUUGAUUUAGUCCCCCUUUGCUGCUAUAACAGCCUUCACUCUUCUGGAAAGGCUUUGAACUAGAGUUUGGACUGUGGCUGUGGGGAUUUGUCCCUUCAGCCACAAGAGGUUGGUCACUGAUGUCCAGCAAGAAGGCCUGGUGUGAAGUUGGUGUUGUAGUUUGUCACAAAGGUGUUCAGUGGGGUUGAGGUCAGGGCUCUGUGCAGGACACUCGAGUUCUUCCACUCCAACCUUGGCAAACCAUGUCUUCAUGGAGCUUGCUUUGUGCACAGGGGCAUUGUCAUGGAGGAACAGGUUUGGGCAUCUUAGUUCCAGUGAAGGGAAAUUGUAAAUCUAGAGCAUACAAAGACAUUCUAUACAAUUGUGUUUCCAGCUUUUUGUCAACAGUUUGGAGAAGACCCUCAAAUGGGUGUGAUGGUCAGGUGUCCACAUACUUUUGGCCAUAUAGUGUAUCACAAGUAGUGAUUAAAAAACACU